This is a messenger RNA of Nematolebias whitei (Rio pearlfish), 2241 nucleotides long. Its product is annotated as calpain-2 catalytic subunit. Gene Ontology annotation, molecular function: calcium-dependent cysteine-type endopeptidase activity; calcium ion binding. NCBI's taxonomy places the organism in Eukaryota, Metazoa, Chordata, Actinopteri, Cyprinodontiformes, Rivulidae. The transcript is spliced from 21 exons. The record is from RefSeq and is a predicted model, not a curated record. Gene Ontology annotation, biological process: proteolysis. Gene Ontology annotation, cellular component: cytoplasm. Bases 76 to 2175 code for a protein of 699 amino acids.
GCGUAGUGUUCGUUUGACUGAAGGUCAUCUCACGAGUCGACCAAACCCUUCGAGUCCACAGUCAGAGAGGCGACAAUGACUUCCAUCGCAGGCAGAGUGGCCCGUCAGCAGGAUAGAGCAGAGGGCAUCGGUACCAAAGAGACGGCUGUGAAGUUUGCCGGGCAGGAUUACGAGACUCUUCUGGAGCAGCGUCUGAGCAGUGGACGCCUGUUUGAGGAUGACUGCUUUCCAGCUGAGAGCAAGUCGUUGGGCUACAACGAGCUGGGGCCCUACUCCUCAAAGACAAAGGGCAUUGUUUGGAAGAGACCAACGGAGUUGUGUUCCGACCCAAAGUUCAUUGACGAUGGAGCCACAAGGACCGACAUCUGUCAGGGAGCUUUAGGUGACUGCUGGCUCCUCGCUGCCAUCGCUUCUCUGACUCUGGAUCAGCAGAUCCUGGCAAGAGUGGUUCCCCCUGGACAGAGUUUCACUGAAAAUUACGCUGGAAUAUUCCACUUUCAGUUCUGGCAGUAUGGGGUUUGGGUGGAUGUUGUGAUUGAUGACCGCUUACCCACCAGAGACGGAAAGCUUCUGUUUGUUCACUCGGCUGAAGGCUCAGAGUUUUGGAGUGCUUUGCUGGAGAAAGCUUACUCUAAGGUGAACGGCUCCUAUGAGGCCUUAUCAGGAGGAAACACCAUCGAGGGUUUUGAGGAUUUCACGGGAGGGAUUGCUGAAAUAUACACUUUGAACAAAGCUCCUCGACUGCUUUUCCAAAUCAUUCAAAAGGCCCUGAGCAAGGGUUCACUGAUGGGUUGCUCCAUUGAUAUCACAAGUUCCAACGAGUCAGAGGCAGUGACAGCACUAAAGCUUGUAAAAGGACAUGCGUACUCUGUUACUGGUGCAGAAGAGGUUACCGCUCGAGGCAGACCCGUUCAGCUGGUCCGCAUCAGGAACCCUUGGGGAGAAGUGGAGUGGACCGGGCCUUGGAGUGACGGAUCCAGAGAAUGGACCUACAUCAGCGCAGAUGAGAAGUCAAGGCUGAACAAUGUGGCUGAAGAUGGGGAGUUCUGGAUGUCCUAUUUAGACUUCACAAACAAUUUCUCCAAGCUGGAGAUCUGCAACUUGACCCCAGACACGCUCGAGAGCGACGGCGUGGGCCGCUGGAACAACUACCAGUUUGAAGGGUUGUGGAGGGUCGGGUCGACCGCGGGAGGCUGCCGCAACAACGCAGCCACGUUCCCGUCCAACCCUCAGUACGUGGUGCGUCUGGAGCAUGUGGAUGAUGAUCAUCUGGACGGAAAGGCUGGAUGCACCUUUCUGGUGGGGCUGAUGCAAAAGGGUGGACGACAGCAGAAAAGACUCAACCGGGACAUGGAGACCAUCGGCUUUGCCAUUUAUAAGGUCCCAGAUGAGUACAAAGGCUCGAGCAACGUUCACCUGGGCCCAGAUGUGCUGCUGCGUCAGAAUCAUGUGGCCAUGAGCACGUUCAUCAACACUCGGGAGGUGUGCCAGCGCUUCAGACUCCCUCCUGGCGAGUACGCCAUCAUUCCCUCCACCUUUCCAGCUCACAAGAACGGCAGCUUCGUUCUCAGGGUCUUCUCUGAGAAAGAGGCUGAUACCAGUCCACUUGCAGCAAAAAUUCAUGCAGAAAUAAAGGAGGAGGAGGUAUCUGAGAAGAACAUGGAUCCUCAGUUCAAACGCAUCUUCAAGCAGAUUGCUGGCAGUGACAUGGAAGUAUCUGUCUUUGAACUGGCUGACAUCCUUAACAACAUCGUCUCUAAACGCUCGGACAUCAAGACAGAUGGAUUCAGCCUUGAGACGAGUCGCCUUAUAGUCAGUCUGCUGGAUAAAGAUGAAAAUGGCACUUUGGGACUGAAGGAAUUCCACUUGCUCUGGAACAAACUUCAAAAAUAUCUGGAGAUCUUCAAAAGUCACGAUACGGAUGGCUCUGGCACGAUGAGCACCCACGAAAUGAGAGAGGCUGCAACUAAAGCAGGGUUUCAAGUCAACAAUGCGGUGCUGCAGGCCAUCGUCAACCGUUACGCCGAUGCUCAGUACGCCAUAGACUUCGACAACUUUGUAGGCUGUCUCAUUAAACUGGAAAUGCUCUUCAAAAUGUUCAAGACCCUGGAGAGGGACAACUCGGGGAAGAUCGAACUGAACUUACAGCAGUGGAUGUGCUUGGCGAUCUAUUAGCUCGGAAAACACCAAGCAAGAUCCAGGAAGAAAGAAUAAAAUCGCAGCAAAACGAGGCAGACGGUG